AUGUUUGCAGAUUCGAACUUCAGAGAUACGGCUAGUAGCAAUACAGACAUGAGGUACAUAGAACAUCGGAAUAUGAGUAGUAAUUUUGGUGCACAUAUGGAGGGUUUAAAGGAAGGACAUGCGAUGGAUUACAGGUUGCUCACAGAAGCGAUACUAGCGGCGAAUCUCUACGAUGGGAGGGAUCUCAUCCAAGAUUCUUGGAUGAUAGUAGUUGGGAAAAGGACUGUGGAUGUAUUCUCUCUGUCAAAAUUUGUAGAUAGUUUUUUCGAGAUACUGUUCCGACAUAUACCUUCACUUGAGUCAGUUUUCGAUACGACCCAAACAAAGGGAGAACUUGUUGCGCUGAUACUCGCUAUCAUUAUGACACUCGAUGAAGAUUCUAACCGCUACAAGGAGCAUGCACAGCGGAAAUUGCGCAAGCUGUGCAAGACAACGGGCAUUGGUAGACCGACGCUUCUUGUCUUGGGACGUGUGCUUAUACUUACAGUCUCUAUCAGUAUACCUGCUGAGGAUUUCACAGAUGCGGUAAAGCAGGCUUGGGUCAGAGCUUACAUCAGAGGGCUUAAUGGGGUUGUAUCCCAUAUAGACCGAGCAAUGCAGUAUAAAACAUUCGAGCAGGUGCUCAAGAACUACACAUGCAGUGAUCAAGAGUUUCUUGAAUUGGCAACGAAACCAAUCGGUGGAUUUUCAAGUACGGAUAGCUUCAUAAUAAAUUCAAACGCGGUCGGUGCACGGCCUGUUGAAAUUCAGGACCAGCUUCUUGAUGCCGAAAUAACCAAUACAUUAAUGGGUAGUAAGCCCAAGAGACGUUCAUCGCAAAUACGUUCGAGGCCGAGAGAAGAGAACGUUGAGUUGCUGCCAGAGUCCGAUUGCGAACAAAAAUAG
Molecule: messenger RNA, 885 nt
Organism: Sphaeroforma arctica JP610
Lineage: Eukaryota; Ichthyosporea; Ichthyophonida
Exons: 2
Coding region: 1-885 (294 amino acids)
Molecular function (GO): heme binding; oxygen binding
Source: RefSeq, a predicted model, not a curated record